GCUGUGUCUACUUUGUGCUGGGCCUAACACGUUCGAAGACCAUUCGUCGUGAACUUCUCCAAUCGGAUCUCGAAAUCACUUCCUAUUUUGCGGUUUACCAACUAACUACUUUUGACUGCAUAAUAACCAGGGAACGGUGAAAACUGAGAUAAUUAUCUAAGCUUCAGCGAAGGAGGUACUGGUACUGUAUAUAACUUACAGUACAUUAAUUUGUCAUUUGCUGUUGCUACGUAUUCCAUUAAUGAGGAAGUGUGCAUAAAGCGUCGAAAUAUUUCCGAAUGACCGGUUAACUAAUGUUCAGCAAAUUCGAACAUUCAUUAUUUCGGUUGAAACGUCAUAGGACAACCGGUGCAUGAGGCUACUGUGUUUCAAAUGGUUUAUUGACGUCUCCGUCGGCGGCCCUUUAUGAGGUAAUAUAAUCGGUUUCGUCACAGUACCAUAUCGUGUAUCUUUCCGCCUACUUCAGAAACAACAUGAAUAUAAUACAGUAAACAUUUCAUUGUCUAUGAAGAGAGGAAGGACACCGGUGAAACAGAAAACAGAAUUUCUCCGAAGAUUUCUAAAUCUCAUAGUCAUGGACCAAUAUGCAGUUCCUUCCAUGAAAGGCAUAUAUCGAAUGGUUUUGCCAGUAGCGUUUGGCUUCCUGCUAUCUAUUCCGAAGAGAGCUGGUGCGCAAGACGUGACGUCCAUUGUAGGUACAGAAUCGUCUGGAGUAGAUCGUGAAUGGUUUCUAUACGGCAGUCUGAUAUCGCUUGCAGCCGCCUUUGUAUUCUUGAUGCUCUUCCUGUGUGUGUGGUUCUGUCCUUGCUUCCAGUCUUCUGUUCAGACGGACGAAACCGGACUCAGGCAAGGUACAGGUAACGAGCCAAGAAGGAGGAUGUACCCUGGAGCAGAAGAAACAGAGGGCUCUAAAUCCACGUACGAGCUUGCUAAAAUCGAAUCACAAAAUUCAAGAAAUGACAGUAAUGGAGACAAGAUCCACCCGGAUUCACCGUUUCUAAUAAAACUGAAGAAAUUAUCCGAUUCAUCUGAGCAAAUUACAAGCAGUGAUAAAACAAUAAUUGAAUCUGAAAUACACGAAACAAUACGUCAUUUAAGUGAGUCGACCGAGCCUGUUGAUGACGUCACAAGCAACGGGAACUGUGAAGUAGGCAUGUGAAUUAUACAUCUCAUGUGUAAUCGGUAGCAUUUCAGAAUUGAGGAAAAGGGUGAAAAAUACAGUUUACUCUGGUUAUUUAUUAUUAGAGUCGGUAACGAUGCACGCUUGAUGAAGAUGAGUGUUUGUGGGGCAAUGGAUUAAAACUGAUUAGCAAACAGCCCAAGUUCAUUCACCUACAAAGCAACCACAACUGCAACGAAAUUUGAACAGUGCAAUACAAGUUAUACUGACAACUUAAUCGAGAUUGAAUUGGUUACUUUGGUUUAUGUGAGUGGUCACCAGACCUUACGUCUUUUCAUGUAACAGCGUCCAUAAACGUCAGCGCGUGCGCGUAAUUAUGUAAAUGAAACUACGUGCUGCAGGCGGCCAUUUAAUAUUAUUACUCAUUUAAUUGAUUAUUCAAUCAUCAACGUCGCUUGGCUAAAUUUCCUGGCAAGUACAAUAGUACGCCAUGCUUACAUUAAAUGUAUUGAAUAAAGAAGUGACGACAUAAUAUGAGUUAAAAUUGUUCCCCCCCCCCCGAACUCAGGUGGUUCCUGGGUUUUAAUCACGUGAGUCACCGACUGGAAACAAUUGCACUCCAUAAAGCUCUGUCCAGACUGUCAAAUGUUCUUUGACAAAAAAUUGUUGUAUGCCGAUAUGCCCAUAUAUAGUCAUGCCGUGCCUAUAAAAGGUCAUGAUGUGAUGUCAUCAUGACCAUAUUUAGGCAUGUCACAUGUUUCUUAAUUAAAAAUUGAUAGUCUGGACAGGGCUGCAUUAUAGACUUUACAAAGUGAAAGAAUAUGCUUUAUAGAUUAUGCAUCGUUCCAUACUGUCAAUAUAAAGUGUAGCUUUCUUACUGCUGGGUGAAAUAAAUAAUUUCUAAUAAUAGUUUAGCCUUUUUGAAUACAAAACACGUCCGUCAAUACGCUGAAGAUUUUACGCAUGAUAUAAUAUCCUGCUCGAGUGGGGUCAAGUGUGGAAUGCAUUUUAAAAUGUUUUAAAAUCAGCAAAACGGAAAGCUUAGAAUAUGAACGCCAGUAUGAAACGUCCUGUAUGUUUUAUUUCAAAACAUAAAUGUACACCACUACUGAGCCUAGGCCUAUAACAUACGUAAAACCUCGAAUAGAAGCCAUGGGCUUCUUUUGUUUUUUAGGACCCUUGGAUGGGCUUGUUUUUGAGAUCACCGUACUUUUGCAAAAAAAUAGUGGGCUUUUCCAACCAGGCCUAUGCAAUUCGAAAUUCUGUUUAAUAUUUAAAAAAAAAUUUAAUAAAACAAUAUUGAUACAGACACGCUAUCAUAAUCAUCAAAGAACGUUAGUCUGAAUGUAAGUAUUAUAUCGAAAAGAAUCCUAUCCUAUCUUGAUUAGAAGCCCAUGGGCUUCUUUUCGAGAAGGGCUUCUUUUCGAGAUUACUUUUGCAAACUAAAGAGUGGGGCUUCUUUUCGCGAUGGGCUUCUUCUCGAGAUUAAGCCUAUUGGGCUUCUGUCCGAGGUUUUACGGUAUUUGUAUAACUUAUUCAAAUUGUAUCCUUAAUUACUUAAAUUAGAAUAACAACCUACUUUUUAAAUAUUUGUUAAUAAACCCAUUUGUAAAUGUAAUUUAUUUCAGCCAUUGGGCUUGUUUUAAUACAGUAAUACCAAAACGUCUUUAUAAAUUUAUCAAGUAAAUCAUGACAUCAAUUCAAAAAGUUGAAAUUAGCUUCCUUUAACUGUUUCAAGUUUUACAGUUGUAUAAAUAACUUUUUAAUGUUCAAUUCAAUUUUUACUUUGUUGUAUAUGUUUUAAUUGUAUAUAACCACUGAAAUUGAUUAGCUGGUCUAAGCGUAUUUAUCAAUUUUUGUAUCUUUUUUAUAUCAUUAAAAACAGAAUGUAUUUUGA
Molecule: messenger RNA, 3017 nt
Organism: Anneissia japonica
Lineage: Eukaryota; Metazoa; Echinodermata; Crinoidea; Comatulida; Comatulidae
Exons: 7
Coding region: 506-1159 (217 amino acids)
Source: RefSeq, a predicted model, not a curated record